Messenger RNA from Elaeis guineensis (African oil palm), 2237 nucleotides. The record is from RefSeq and is a predicted model, not a curated record. NCBI's taxonomy places the organism in Eukaryota, Viridiplantae, Streptophyta, Magnoliopsida, Arecales, Arecaceae.
CGCGUUCGGACACAAGGGUUUAAUAUCGCUCUUCGACGGCCUCUUGGUAUUCUUUUUCUCGUUCCAAGCCUCCUCCCCCCUCCCCCUCCCCCUCCAAUACUGCAAUGGAGAACCCUAGGAUAACUCGCGGAGGUUUCGAAGAGAACACCAUGGCCAUACUCGACUCCUCCGGCAUCAAAGACGCCCGCGAUAUCCACGACGAUCGUAAUCCCUCUCCCUUUUCUUUUUUUUGUUCUUGCAUGGUGACCUUUCUUUCCCCUUCUUCUCAGGGCUCUCGUUCUUGGAAGCCGUCCGAUUCGCUUCUCUUGCCUCCGAGUCCCUUUCUGCUCCUUCUUGAAGGAGAAUGUUUGAUGCGAUAUUUCAGAUUCUCAGAGACAGCAAAUCUUUGGAACUGGCCAUGGCCAGCUACCAGCUUCUAAGCGAGUUAGAGCAGCGUUACCCAAGAAUCUAUUUAACGUGUUCAGAUAAGCCCGAAUCAACUUCUGGUAGAGCCGGUGAGCUUGUUGUGGUUAAAGAGGCAUGGUCCCCGUUUAUUGUUGGCUCGGAAGCUAGCCACACUGAGGCGGAGGCAGCUGGUAAAGAUUUAGAUCACUUGUUCGACUCUUUGAGAUUUUCUGUACUGGUGGAGGACAUGGCUCUAGCAGUCAAAAGAACUGAUUUUCAAUUGGUAAUCAAGCCUGUAGAGUGUAUGCUGUUGUUCCAAUAUCUUGUCAAUGUUCUUGAGGCAGAUUUCUUACCUCGUCAGACUUUGUACAAAGAGACGUCAAACUGGGUCCUUUUCAGGGAGUCUAUACUAAAUAUUCUUCUGGGAUCACGAAAAUUAAACUUCAAAAGUUUAGUAAGGGAUUGCAUGUCCAUUAUGUGCAGGCGAUGCCAUCAUCAUAUUGAAAAGAAUUUUCAAGAUCUGAGAUAUGUGAAAGAUUCUCGUGAUAAAGAAGCUCAUAAUUCCAAUGUUUCUCUGGCAAUUGCAUUAUCUGAACUAGAAAAAGGAACAUGUGUUGCUGUGCAAGAACUUAUGACACUGAUUAUGGAACUAGAUUUAAUAAGGAAAGAAGCAGAUCUUCAAGGAUUUACUACUAGAGUUGAUGGCUUCAGGUGGGUUCCUAUGUUGGAGAUUAUUGUGGAUGAACUAACCUACAAUAAAGACUAUAUAUCCCCAUUUCUCAUGGUUUUCUCUGAACCUAAAUGGAAGCUGGAAAUAAUUUUGCAGUACUUUUCAAAGUAUACCACAAAGUCUUCUGUUCGUACUCGACGGUCAAAUGAAACGUCAAAUGAUGCAACACUGGAGGCUAUUCUGAGUUUCUUUUCGACUGCCACAAGUACAAAAAACAUUGUCAAGAAAAUUUCUUCAGAAGUGGCUAAACUUCUCUUAGUGCAUGCUUUUCAGGCCUGUCUCUCCCUACAACAUUGUUCAAGACAUAAUGCUUACUCUGCUGAAAGGAUUGGAGGCACUCUUAGUCAGAUUAGCAACAAGCUAGUUUCUGCUUUCCAAAGUCUCAGAAAAAAUGAUGAGACCUGCAAAAUGUCCAAACGCAACUUUGGAAUCCUUUGGUCUAUUAAUUUUGACCUGAUUUACAAACGGAGCCAGAUUUUGGCUGAGGUUGUUAGCUUCUUAUUGGUUCACGGUUGAGCACUUCGGUCAAGGUGAACGUUGGUUAGCCCGAGAUACGCCAGGGAUUUGUAAAGCCGACAUUAAAACCAGAAAUUAUCUUGACCUGGGUGCGUGGAUUCUGGCAUGUUUGAUUAUGCUGGGAAAGAUUUCAUGUAGGUGAUUCUUGUCACUAACCGGGCUGCUGCUGGAGCAGCAAAUGUACUGCGAUGAAUGUAAGGGCCUCGUCCAGGAUACCAGUUUUGCCUCUGUAGACUGAUUGCAUGUACAGGGAAUUUGGGGAGUACAGGUGAGCCUGUUCUCCAGAGGCUUGUGCUUCCUGCGGCAAGUGGUGCAAGUUGCUAUCGGUAAACAUUGUCUAUGAUAAUCUGACAAAGUGGUCUAUUAUAUAGGGUGGAUCAGGUGGAUUGCUGAUGGCAAGCAUUUAUUCCAGUUGAAGAAUUCCAGUUUGUGGGCUAGAUAAAUGCAUAUUUGGAAAAGGGAUUCUGUAAUCUUUAUGGUUAGAUUUUUGGGGAGAAUGUUAUGCAUCUAUGCUUUUAUUCCCGAAGAUUAGCCAACAGACUGAUUAGCUGGGUGGGAUCAUGAUGUUAACCGCGCUAAGGAUAGAUGGCUAUGGUUGUACUUGUCC